This is a messenger RNA of Anopheles nili, 704 nucleotides long. Its product is annotated as apolipophorin-3-like. NCBI's taxonomy places the organism in Eukaryota, Metazoa, Arthropoda, Insecta, Diptera, Culicidae. Gene Ontology annotation, cellular component: extracellular region. Gene Ontology annotation, biological process: lipid transport. The coding region runs from base 66 to 647 and encodes 193 amino acids. The transcript has 2 exons. The record is from RefSeq and is a predicted model, not a curated record. Gene Ontology annotation, molecular function: lipid binding.
GAAUUCGCUUCGCUCUAACGCUUCCUUCGCAGUGAUCUUCUAGUUCGCAAACUAAACUGCCCAUCAUGGCCAAGCUCGUGUACGUUAUCCUGGCCCUGUGCGUCGCUCAGGGAAGCUUUGCCUUCGUCCGACGUGAUGCACCAGCCCCCCCUGCCGAGGAGAACAACUUCUUCAAAAACCUGAUGGAAGUAGGAGGAAAAAUCCAGGAAGCAUUCGUCGAAACCCAGCAGAGCGUGCUGAAAUCUCUUGGAUUCCAAUCGAACGAAGAGGUGGUCCAGACGAUCCAGAAAAACACAAACCAGUACGUCGAGCGCCUGCGCACUGUCCAGGGAUCGAUCGAGGAGGAACUGAAGAAGCAUUCGGACAUCUUCGACCCGAUCGUUAAGGAUCUGAACGCUAAGCUGGCCGAGACAACCGCGACCCUGUCGCAGCAGAACCCAGAAGUUGUCCAGAAGGCGAAGGAGUACCAGCAGCAGGUUCAGAGCAACGUCCAGUCGCUGGUCGCUGAGGCCCAGAAGACGGUCGACAAGCUAAAGGAGGAAACCCGUGGCCCGACUGAGGAGCUGCAGAAGGCACUGAAGCAGAUUUACGAUUUGUCUUUCGAGACCCUCACCAAGACGGCAACUGAGCUGAAACCAAAGAACUAAACAGCCUAAGAAGUGGUCAAGGUACAAAUUGUUAAAUAAAACAUAUUUCUAAACUUC